AAUUUUUUCUUGUCUUUUUAUUUUUAUAUUUUUUAUUUAGUAUUUAUCUCCGAGAUGCUGCUUUAGAACGGUCGAGGCUGACUUGGGCUGGGCCCUGUCAUGUGGCAAAAGCCAAAGUGUCCUUUCGUCGUCGUUUAAUUCGUUGCAGGCGACUUUUUUGAGUUGAUGCCGUCAAAUCUACCUUUGAUCGAGCCCCAUUGGACGAUUUGAGGGGGUAAUGGAAAAAAAAAUAAGCAUACAUUUUGAGAAAACCGGAGACCCAGCCAAGCCCAACGCGUGCGUGUUGCGAACCACCCCCUCCCACGCCAAGCCUAUAGAUCAUCCUUUCAAUACCCAUCCACAUUUCUCGAUAAUUUCUACGCGCCCCAUCUGUUUCCAUUGCACGGACGAGGAGGUGCCAAGACUGACAAAGAGUCAAAGGGGAAAUCGGAACAAGAUGAAAAUCGUGAAGGGAAAAAAAAAGGCGAGUAGAGAAAUAGAUACUACACCCUUGAUCGCCGGCUGCACGCAUAAUGCAGGCAUUUCCCGAAUUGGACUGGAAUGCAUUGUAUCACUCCCAUUUUACUUCCGCACUUUUCUCCCCGGCUCUUGGAAGAAUUCAAACAAUAAAGAUAACCAACUUGAUUUCAACGGCAACUUGCCGAUCAGUAAUGGAGUAGGGUGGCCUAGGCCAGCUGGACCAGCCAGGGCGAGUUUGAUUUGUGUCUCGCUGAUCACGUUCCACCCGCCGGAUAAGCACAGCAAAGUACGCUGUACAAUAGGGAAAGAAGAGACGGGACCCAAAAAAAAAAAAAAAAGAAAGAGAGAAAAAAAAAAGGGUGUUAUCCCAAGCCCAUCCACCUGGCCUCCAUCUGGUCCGACGUGCCGGUUAGGCCGUGCUGCCCUGUUCUCCCCCGGCAUUACGCGCGAGAUUGGAAACCGAAGGUACGGAAAGUGGGAGACAGGCGUGACAAGGGUGGACAAAGAAUUUAUCGGCUAGGUUCCGAAGGUACGUGAUGUAAGAUGCCCCAGAUAGCGAAGUUACGAAGUUACUUGCUCCUUUUUUUUA
This is a messenger RNA of Pyricularia oryzae 70-15, 1048 nucleotides long. RefSeq lists its product as uncharacterized. NCBI's taxonomy places the organism in Eukaryota, Fungi, Ascomycota, Sordariomycetes, Magnaporthales, Pyriculariaceae. The transcript is spliced from 2 exons. The record is from RefSeq and is a predicted model, not a curated record. Bases 218 to 979 code for a protein of 253 amino acids.